UUUCCAUCUUCUUCCCCGCCAUUAAUGGCUCAUUCCUCUUCGUCUCCAAACCCUUCCCAAAACCCUACUCCGCGCACGCGCCUCUCCUUCUAGAACCUUCUGGAACCCUCGCCCCCGCGAAGGCGGCGCCGCCGCCGAGAUGGCCUCCUCCCCCUCCGCCGUCGUCCUGCAGGCCGCCCUCGACGGCGACCUCCACCUCCUGUGUGAAAUGGCCAAGAAGUUGGACCUGCGGGGAUUCAAGGACAUGAAUGGGCGAAAUGCGCUUCACUUGGCUGCAAGCUAUGGGCAUCUGGAGAUCUGCAAGUUCCUGGUGGAGGAAUCGGGCCUUGAUGUCAACUCAGGCUCUCACAGAGGUGAGACACCAAUACUUCUCGCCGCAUGUGACGGGGACAUUAAUGUUUUAAUAUACCUUCUUGAUCAUGGUGGUGACCCAGCCAUACCUAACGCGGGGGGCUUCAUGCCGCUGCACUACGCAGCAGAGUACGGGCAUGUUGAUGUUGUGAGACUAUUGCUGUCCAAAGGAGUUCAUGUGGAUCCUCUGAAUUAUAGUGGGGCCCCGCUGCACUUGGCUACCGCAAAUGACCAUGAUCAGGUUGCGAAGGUUCUGCUUGAGCAUGGUGCUGAUCCCAACAGAGUUGUCAACCAUGUCCUUUCACCACUCGUUGUUGCUUGCUGCAGCCACUCCUUGAAAUGCAUGAAGUUACUGAUCAAGGCUGGUGCUGAUGUGAAUGAUAGAAGUUCUACUGGACCAAGAACGACCCCUUUAGUGCUUGCAGUUGAUGAUGGAUCAGCCGAUAUUGUCAAAAUCUUGCUAGAGGCUGGAGCUGACCCUAACAUUCGUAACGAGGAUGGGAGGAUUCCUAUCAUGAUGGCAGCAGCUCGUGGUCAACGAGAGCUUGUUGAAAUUCUGUUUCCUAGGACAAAACCAAUUCCAUGUCUGCCAGAUUGGAGUGUUGAUGGGAUAAUUAGAACUAUGAGAUUCACACGUACCGAACCUGAGGAUGCAGUUCCUGUGGAAAUACUAGUAUCUGAUUCGAAGUUAAAUGCCAAGGAAGCAUUUGCAGAGGGUGAAUACAUUACAGCAAUCUACUUCUACACCAAGGCACUGGAAAAAGCCCCACUUGAUGCCACCUUGUUCGCCAACCGCAGCCUCUGCUGGCUGCGGCUGCGAGAAGGAGACGUCGCUCUAUUGGAUGCGCGACGCUGCAAAGCCCUGCGCCCUGGUUGGUCCAAGGCAUGGUACCGUGAGGGCGCGGCCCUCAGUCUCCUGAAGAACUACAGAGAAGCGGCGGCGGCUUUCACGGAAGCGCUGAAACUUGACCCUGAGAACUACGAGAUCAAGAUCGCGUUAAGAGAGGCGUUGGAGUGUCGGAAGAGAGCUGCACGCUCUGAAGAAGAUAAGAACCCUUGAGCUGCUGCUGCUGCUGCAUCAGUGCAUCACCCUUUUGACCUCACCUUUCAGACUGCCACAUCUCUGAUCUCACAUUCUCUCUACGUGUAACUACCAACGGCCUGUUUCCCAAACUAUCUAAACUGUUUAGCUGAUCACCAUGCAUCUGUGUCCUUUGGUCGAAAAAAAAAACGUAGUAACUAGGAGUAGUUCGCUGGGAAGGGACAUCCCUUGAGAGAUCAAAAUAGUUUCCUGUUAGUUUCCUGUAGUUUGAUAGAUUAUUGUCGAUACAUAUUGCAGCUGCACUUGUCUUCCCUUUGUGUGCGACUCUAAUGCAAGCGCAGACUGGCAGCAUGAUAUUUGUAUAUGAUAUAUGUGAAGUCCGGCAGUUUCAGUAUUCA
Oryza sativa Japonica Group (Japanese rice) is the source of this 1791-nucleotide messenger RNA. RefSeq lists its product as uncharacterized. Gene Ontology annotation, molecular function: protein binding. Lineage: Eukaryota; Viridiplantae; Streptophyta; Magnoliopsida; Poales; Poaceae. The record is from RefSeq and is a predicted model, not a curated record.